GCAAUCCUUCCCAGCCCAAAACAAAGACACAGCUCCGGCGAGAAGACGGUUCUUUAUAAAACAGUAACAGCAAGUCAUGGGCAAGAAGCAUAAGAAGCACAAGUCAGAGAAACACGCGUAUGAAGAGUACCCGGAGAAGCCACUGCGGCUCGUGCUCAAGGUGGCGGGCAGCGAGGUGACGGAGCUGUCCACGGGGAGCUCGGGCCACGACACGACCGCGGGCGACGACAGGCUCGAGCACGAGCGCCACCGCGACAAGAAGAAGAAAAAGAAGAAGAAGGGCGAGAAGGAACGGAGCAGCCCGGCGCCGUCGCUCGACGAGAAGCGGAAGAAAAAGUUUUCGAAAAAGAAGGGCCAAGAUUCCGUGGACACCGACUGGGAGGAGAGAGAGCAGUGUCAGACCCCAGUACGGUGCGAUGUGCCCCAAGAAAAGCACCUGACCCCGUCCGUGGCCAAGAUAGAAGAAAAAGAGCAAAGCCCUCUGCAGGAAGCCCUAUCUCAGCUGAUAAGACAGCUGCAGAGGAAAGAUCCCAGCGCUUUCUUCUCCUUCCCAGUCACAGACUUCAUCGCUCCAGGAUACUCCAUGAUCAUUAAGAAACCCAUGGACUUCAGCACAAUGAAGGAAAAAGUAAAGAAGGAUCAGUAUCAGUCACUGGAGGAGUUAAAGGAGGAUUUUAAAAUCAUGUGUGAAAAUGCAAUGAUAUACAAUAAACCGGAGACCAUUUAUUACAAAGCUGCAAAGAAGCUAUUGCACUCUGGAUUGAAAAUUCUAAGUCAGGAGAGGCUUCAGAGCCUGAAACAGAGCAUUGACUUCAUGGCUGACCUGGAGAACACAAACACUGAGGAGGGGAAGCCAGGGAAGGAGGGAUCCUCCAGCCUGGACCUGUCCAGAGACGGCCAGUUACCCACAGAUACUACUGAGACGCCCCAGUCGCCAAGGAGAAUUUCCAAGGACACUCCCAGGCAGGACAAGGACUCCAAGGAGGAAUCGCUGAGGAAUGGUACUACUCAGGCUGAAAGGGGGCUAGAAGAAAUCCGGAAAAUCAUUGAGGAUUCCGGAGGCAAAUUGUCCAACAGGGAGCUACAGAGUGAGCUGGAAUUUGAGAGGCGGAAGGCAGACGGCACAACCACUCUUGGGAUCCUGAACCCAGCAGAGCUGGCAACUGGAGACACAGGAUACUGCCCGGUGAAGCUAGGAAUGAUGGUGGGCCGGCUGCAGAGUGGCAUAAACACCCUGCAGGGUUUCAAAGAAGACAAGAGGAACAAAGUCACACCUGUAGCCUACAUGAAUUAUGGACCAUUCAGCUCCUAUGCUCCAGUUUAUGACUCCAGCUUUGCCAAUGUCAGUAAAGAGGAUUCUGACUUAAUAUAUUCGUUCUACGGCGAUGAGUCCAGCCUGCAAGGUUCAGAAAGCAUCUCUGAGUUUCUGUCAAAGACAGAAGAACAUAUGAGCAAACUGGCUGAUAAUAUUUUGGAUGCCUUGACGAACGGUGAACACUCGAAGUCGCUGCUCGAAAUGGAAAUGACUACCGAGGAAGGUGAAGAUCCAGCAGAAGAAGCAGAAUCUGCAAAUGACGUGGAGAUAAUUGAAACGGAAUCAAGCAACAAGAGUACUCUGGCCGCCCUGAGUUCUGUGAAGGAGCUUGGUCUGGGUUUGGAUGUUGACUCCCCAACUUUUGACUCAGAAGAGGCCAGGCAAUUCCAGCAAAAACUGGACGAAACCACAUUGCUCCUGCGAGAGCUUCAGGAGGUCCAGAAUGAGCGUCUGAGUUUGAAACCUCCUCCAAACAUCAUCUGCCUCUUAGCCCCGAGCAGCAGGGAGCUCCAGCUAGCUGAGAGAGUGACAGGAAACCUCAUGCACCUUGCUAGUCAGGUGACACCAGGGGAUGUGAGCAGUGUGUAUGGGAUCAGAAAGGCAAUGGGGAUUUCACUGCCUAUGGAGUUGCUGGAGGAGAAUCAUAUCAACCUUACUACAGAGUCAGACGCCCCAGAGUCUGUGAACGUCUUCCCUGCCAGCGAAGAGGACACGGCCAUAGUUGUAUAACUUGGUGGGAUGUGAACAUUUUUAAACCUUGGGAGCUUUAAUUGCUAUUGUACAGAGGGUACUUUUUUCUUUUGUUUGUGUUUCACAUAAUAAACUUUUUAUAGUA
Scleropages formosus (Asian bonytongue) is the source of this 2150-nucleotide messenger RNA. It is a transcript of the gene brd7, whose product is annotated as bromodomain containing 7. Gene Ontology annotation, biological process: regulation of transcription by RNA polymerase II. Gene Ontology annotation, cellular component: nucleus. The record is from RefSeq and is a predicted model, not a curated record. Lineage: Eukaryota; Metazoa; Chordata; Actinopteri; Osteoglossiformes; Osteoglossidae. Bases 77 to 2044 code for a protein of 655 amino acids. The transcript has 17 exons.